Molecule: messenger RNA, 5103 nt
Organism: Neopsephotus bourkii (Bourke's parrot)
Lineage: Eukaryota; Metazoa; Chordata; Aves; Psittaciformes; Psittacidae
Gene: NBR1
Product: NBR1 autophagy cargo receptor
Exons: 21
Coding region: 26-3037 (1003 amino acids)
Biological process (GO): macroautophagy
Cellular component (GO): phagophore assembly site
Molecular function (GO): zinc ion binding; ubiquitin binding
Source: RefSeq, a predicted model, not a curated record
UGGCUCGGGGUCCGGGCAGCGCGGCAUGGAGCCGCAGGUGGAGCUCCGCGUCACUUGCCGCGGCGACACCCGCAGCUUCCUCGUGUCGGAUCCGGUGCUCACGACGUGGGCCGACGUGGAGGCUAUGGUUAAAGUUUCAUUUGACCUGGACAACAUUCAGAUCAAAUACAUUGAUGAGGAUAAUGAUGAGGUCUCUGUGAACAGCAAAGAGGAAUACGAGGAAGCUCUGAAGAUUGCAGUUAAACAAGGAAAUCAGCUUCAGAUGAAUGUGUAUGAAGGAAACUUUUCUCUGAAAGAAGCUUCAUAUUCUUGUUCUCUGCAACCACAUGGAAAAACUGGAACAGAAAAGUUGGCACCCGUUAAAGAUGAGAAGAACCUUCCUUUGCACUGUUCUGUGCUGGCUCAGGGGUUAGAGGAAGGCUUAAAAAAUGAAGAGCUGGCAACUCAGCAAAAUUUAAAUCGCAGUAGAACAGGAAGAACAAAUGAAAAACCUCCAGAAUGGUUUACUAGCUACCUGGAAACAUUUAGGGAACAGGUAGUUAAGGAAACUGUUGAGAAGCUGGAGCAGAAGCUGUAUGAGAAGCUUGCUCAGCAGAAUCAGCCUCCAGAUUUUCCAGAGAGCACUAUUACAGCAGAACCUCCAGUGUCAGAGAGCCAGUCAGAGGAUGGCAACCAGUGUGACUGGCUCAUCUCCUGCUGCAACUGCCAGGCCCGGAUCGUUGGAGUUCGUUACCAGUGCAGCCUUUGCCCAGCCUACAACAUCUGUGAACAGUGUGAAGCAGGAACAUAUGCACAUGAUCCUAAUCAUGUCUUGCUGAAGCUGCGAAGACCUGUACUAUGUGUUGCUGAGAAUUACAGCCUUGCAGAGUUCUCCGCUCGCCUGCCUACUACUCUGGAGCAAGUUAGGCUCCAGAAACAGAUGGACAAAAGAUUUCUGAAGGCAGAAAAGCAAAGAUUACGAGCAGAGAAGAAACAGCGAAAAGCAGAGGUCCGAGAGCUGAAAAAGCAGCUCAAAUUGCAUAGGAAGAUUCAUCUGUGGAACUCUGUGCAUGUACUGGAAACGAAUGGCUCACCUACUCUGAAAUCUGAGAGUCUUCAACCCAACACCUUCCUGAAUCCUACUCAACCCUUCCAAGCAGUUGUCCCAACACUAAGUGCAGUAUUUGUGGAUGAGAACUUGCCAGAUGGGACUCACUUGAAACCAGGGACAAAGUUUAUCAAACACUGGCGAAUGAAGAAUACUGGCAGUGUGGAAUGGAGCUCAGACACGAAGUUGAAACUGAUGUGGGGAAACCUGACCUUGGCAUCUUCUGAAAAAAAAGAUGUGUUGGUGCCAUCCCUUCCCUCAGGACAAGUAGGAACUGUUUCAGUUGAGUUCGUAGCUCCUAAUAUAGAAGGAACUUACACCUCUCACUGGAGAUUGUCACACAGAGGAGAACAGUUUGGGCCCAGGAUCUGGUGCAGUAUUGUUGUGGAUCCUUCCCCAGCUGUUGAAUGUCUAGAAAGCAAUGGAAAGGAUUCUGACUCCUGCCAGAAGGCUAAAGCUUGCAGCACCAAAAAGGAUGCUUCCUUUAAGACAGAAGCAGGUGCUCAAGUAAUGGGUGAUACCAUGGAGCAGGUUGAAAUACCUCUGCCAAAUAUUCCUUUGAAGGUCAAAAAUCUCCCAAGUGAGAGAGAAUUUUAUAUCCCAUCUGUUGACCUCCUCACUGCGCAGGACUUGUUAUCCUUUGAGCUGUUGGACAUUAACAUUGUGCAGGAGUUGGAGCGAGUGCCACACAAUACUCCUGUUGACAUGACUCCCUGCAUGUCCCCUUUGCCACAUGAUAGCCCCUUGGUGGAGAAGCCUGGCUUAGGUCAGAUAGAGGAGGAGAACGAGGGAAGUGGAUUUAAACCAGUGCCUGGAGUGAGGGAAGCUUGCUUUCCUGCAGAUACUUGUCUGGUGAAAGCAAAAGCUGAACAUCCAUUGAAUCAGGAGGAAGGGGAGGAAGACAUGAGUGGGACUCAGUUUGUGUGUGAAACUGUCAUUCGUUCCCUAACCCUGGAUGCUGCACCUGACCAUAAGCCACCCCAAAAGAAGAAAGUUCUCCAGAACUCUUCACAGACGCUGCAAGACACCUUCAGUUGUAACACAAUAAAUGAAGAAUCUUCUGGGAUCAAAGUUAAUUCCACUUUCAAAAAGGAAGCAAAGAUUCAUCAGUCGGAGGCAAUGACAGAAAAUGACUGUGGAGACCUACCACUACCUGAUGAGAGAGCAGCUCCCUGUAGUGAUAUUGGCAAUUCUGAUGACGUUGAAGAUAAGGAUGAUAUUCAAAGUCAGGGCUCCUCUGCUUCAUCAGAGGAUUAUAUCAUUAUUCUCCCUGAGUGCUUUGACACCAGCCGUCCUUUAGGGGAGUCUAUGUAUAGUUCAGCUCUUUCCCAGCCCAGUUUGGAGAAGACAGGAGAACCUGAAACAGGAGCAGAGAACCCAGAAGGGGGAAGCCAGCCACAGAUCCACAGUGUCGCUGAUAUGUUGACAACCUCACAAACACUGGCUGCUGAACCGUUAACCCCAGAGGCUGCAGACACCUUAACCCAGACACAAAGGAAUCUUGCAUCUCCUCAGGAUCAUAUCUUCCAAGAACUAAAUCUACCAGCUUCAGAGAAUCUCUCCUCCAGUCAUAAUCAAAUAAGAGAAGAACCCAGUGGUGAAGACAGUCAUGGACCAGGAUCUUCUGGAUUUCUAGCUAGUAAACGGAAGUGCUCAGAAUACCCAAGAUACCCUCAAGGAAGCAGCAUUGCAGGAGAACUUGUUAAAGGUGCUUUGUCGGUUGCUGCUUCUGCCUACAAAGCACUGUUUGCUGGACCACCCACUAUAGAACAGCAGUCUGCAGCUACAGAAGAGCAAACUGCCACUCUUCUUUCCAGUCUGUGUGAGAUGGGGUUCUGCGACAGGCAGUUAAACCUCCGACUGCUGAAGAAACAUAACAAUAACAUGGUUCAAGUGGUAACUGAAUUGCUUCAGCUUGGGAACAGUGACUGGUACAGUGGUAGGUGCUGAGCCUUCCUGGUGGAGGGAAGAGUCAUCUUCAUUGAAUAAACUCUCCCAGAACACCACAGCAGUAACAGGCUGUGCCUCAGCUGUGUUCUCUUUGGAGCUGUGACUACAACUUUGGCUUUUCUUUGAGCUUUUGACUUUUUUGUUUUUCUCAUGGAAAUGUCAAACAGUGCUUGUCACAGCAUCUUAGGAAUUGGAGACCAGAAUUUCACCUUUGAUUUGGACCUCACAGUUAGACCUCAUGAGUAGCUUUUAAAGCCUCUAAUUUCAUACCAAAUCCUUUUAUCAGGGAACCCUGUAGAACUCCUUAAACUUCCACCUGGAUGAGACCUUCUCCUCUUAUCACGUGUAAGAUGUUUUAGGCAGCUGGAAACUUGUUUUGUUGACUUCUAACAAGCUUUGGACUAGCAACCAAUGUAAAAUGCUGCUGUACAAUGUAGUCUUGCCUAGUCUAUAAGAGAUGCCCACAACUAGCAAGUUGUUCCUUCUGAUACGAUGUAGUAAUUGAUUUGUCCAAUGCAUGAUAGUAAUGUGACAGACUUAAACCUUACAAAUGAUUUCUAGAGAACAAGGUUGCUCAGACACAAAAGCCAUCUUAAAGCAUCAAACAACUUCUGAAAAGUCUGAAAGUGGAAUCACUGUUAAACUAAGAAUACCAGAAUGUAGCAACAUGAAGCAGGAGAGUGAAUUUACCAGCAGCAAUAGAACCAGCUCUAGUACCGAUAGCACAAAGCGUAUCUCUUAGGGGAAAAUACAGCUUACAUAAAAUGUUUUGUUAAAGUGGAAUGUGAGGGAAGGUAAAGGCCUUUGGAAGAAUCUUUUACAGGCUUGUUGUAGAAAUGUUAAGUCUUUCUUUCAGGGUAGUGCAAACCUCUCGUGUUUAAUACCACACAGAAGAAUUGAGGAAAGCGUAGAAACCCAGAGCUGAACUGGAGUACAAAUUAUGGUGGUGUUUAGGAAUGGGAAGAGUGCUUGAGGCAGGGACUGUGUGGCUUAUGUUUCAGUUGGAACAAGGAAUUAACCGAAGCAGUUUUAUGGGUGCGGUGUCCUGUGGUGGUUCUAGGUGCUCCUGUGUUUCCACAGAUGUGUCUGUAGGAUCCAUUUUGCUCACAAGAUUUCUGUUUAAAUGCCCAUAUUUAAUUUGUAACUCUUCUAAAUGUGUUGAGAGGUUUGAUUCUGAAACAUCACAGGAGACCAGCAACAUACACUGCUAUGCAGUGGUGUACCUGGAGGUAACUCCUCAGUCUGGUCCCUCUGGAGGUGACAGCAGUGCUGGCUACAUUCUUGCUUUCAAGCAGGCUUUUCCUUGCUGCAGGAAAAAAACAUUGAUCCUAAACUACUUUAUAUUACUGCUACUUCAAAUCAAGAUGUUCCUGUUGUGUCACACUGUAGCUGAAGCACUAUCAGCAUUGUGGCUGACCAGGUGAUCAGUAGUAAUAAGUUUCUAAAAGACAUAAUACCCUUAGAGAUUAAGAGAUGAUUAAGUGAAGAAAAUAAAAUGUAUCAUACCAUUUUUGUUUUAAACCUAUUUUUAUAGAUUGUGGGGGAGAUACUCUUAAAUGUUUAUUUUGAAAUACAGUAGAACUAUUUUGCAGUGUUUCCCAUCUCUGUACACCAGUACAACUGUCUGCUGGGACCAGGUAAAGAUCAUUCUAUAACUUGGAACUACUGGUGUUUUUCUCACCUGCACUUAUGCAUACUGUUUGCUGCCUACUCAAGGAGGAGGAAGAGGAAGGAUGUGGAGGAAGAGCGGUAGCUGAUGAUGUUUUGGAGCAUGGAGUGGUUGUCUGCUUUGAUCUGGAGUGCCCAGCAGGACGUGCUCUUUCUGUGUGUACCUUUAUACUUGGCCUGUUGAAGUGUUCUGUAAAUGAAUGAAGCACUACAGCAUUUGGGGAGGAGCAUUUCAUGGCAGAGUGAAAUGUGAAGUGUGAAAUGCUGUUUUUCCAUAUGUUAAUUUUUAGUAGGGUUUAGAUAAUGAAUGCUCAGGCUUAAGUUAGAGAUCUCUCUGUUGGCUUUGUAUAUUUUGUUAAUGGAUGCAUGGUAUAAUUUAUAAUAUAUUCUAUAGUGCA